This is a messenger RNA of Dunckerocampus dactyliophorus (ringed pipefish), 766 nucleotides long. RefSeq names its product mediator complex subunit 31 (gene med31). Gene Ontology annotation, biological process: regulation of transcription by RNA polymerase II. The transcript has 4 exons. Gene Ontology annotation, cellular component: core mediator complex; mediator complex. Lineage: Eukaryota; Metazoa; Chordata; Actinopteri; Syngnathiformes; Syngnathidae. The record is from RefSeq and is a predicted model, not a curated record. Bases 171 to 566 code for a protein of 131 amino acids. Gene Ontology annotation, molecular function: transcription coregulator activity.
ACUGUUGGAGAUUUCAUUUCCGGCAAACAUGGCUUUGUUGUGUUGCGGUUGAUCGCGAAACGACAACAAAAAGAGCGUUUUGCUCCGUAUUUAGUUUCAAAGGGGUACUUUUGGCUGUGUUUGUAUAUUAACAGCAGUUUCUUACUGUUUGUUUUCUAACGUCAGGCGUCAUGGAGACAGAGGAACAAGCAAGAAACCGCUUCCAGUCUGAACUGGAGUUUAUCCAAUGUUUGGCCAAUCCAAACUAUCUAAACUUUCUGGCUCAAAGAGGCUUCCUCAGGGAGAGAACCUUCAUCAACUACCUAAAGUAUUUGCUCUACUGGAAGGAGCCCGACUACGCAAAAUUUCUCAAGUACCCCCAUUGCCUGCACAUGUUAGAGUUGCUGCAGUACGAGCACUUUCGCAAGGAGCUGGUCAAUGCUCAGUGCGCCAAGUUCAUCGACGAGCAGCAGCUGCUGCACUGGCAGCAUUACUCCAGGAAGCGUACGCGUCUGCAGCAGGCGCUCGCCGAGCAGCAACAGCCACAGCAGCCACAGCCGCCGCAUGGCAACGCCGCUACCAAGUGAUGACAACCACGUUUCUGCACACCGUUAAUGGCGUGCUUGGCUACAAUAAGGAAGCUAAAGUCGAACAUGUUCACUUUGUUGUUUUGUUUGUGUUUUAGGAAGGCACCAACUUGGUUUAUGUUCAUUCUUGCCACUCAAGUGCAAUGUUCCGACAGUGCUAUGUUGCUUAAUUUUCACAAUUAAAAGUGUCUUCUCAAAAA